AUGGCGGUUCCGGGGCGCAAGCUCUUUCUCCUGGUGCUGAACUUCCUGAGCCUCAUCCUCUUCUCUGGCACUGUCUUCGGCUGGACAGCCCUCUCUCAAAUCUUGGUGAUGGAGAACUUCUACUCAGAGCGUUGUGAAGGUGGCCCACCUUGCGACGCACAAACAGCGGCCUUGAAUGCUGCGUUUACACUUGCGAGUACUGCAUACGGUCUGUCCUCUUUGCCAGGAGGUCUUCUCCUUGACAAAGCAGGGCCGUUAGUGACAAUCAUUGUCGGCGGCACCAUAGGUGUUCUGAGCGUCACGGGUAUCGCGUGCUUGAGGUACAUAUUCCAUAGCUGGCAUGUAGAUCUUUUUCCUCCUAUGCUUGUAGGAGUGGCGAUUGGAGGCUCGUUGAUUCGAUUCUGUGGCUAUUCUGUCGGGUUCCUUUUUCCCUCGCACUCGGCUUUGCUAAUUGCCACUGCCAGUGUCCUCUUUGAUGGAAGCUGUUUGGUGUUCCCAGUCCUACGGGCCAUUUACAGUGUUGCAGAGUACGAGGCCGUGUUCGGAGGCUAUGCAGUCCUCGGUCUUAUCCUGUUUAUCUUGCUUCCCAUAGCUUGGAAGAUGAACAUGCCCGAGAUGCAGCGAGUUCGGGCAGAAGCCAAGUCCAGACAACAGACAGGUGGAUCCAUAGAGACAAAAACGCUUCUACAGCAGAUGCAGAGUUUGGAGUUUCUCGCGGUCUUGUUGUUCAGCACUGUCCAACUAACGCAUUCGAAUCUUUACAUCGGCUCCGUCAACGACAUAAAUGCCGAGAUCGCAGAGAAGACGAAGAGCACGGAGCAGCUUCUGCAUGUGAAUACGAUCGUUUCCUUCGUCAUUCCUAUGGGAUUUCUGGCUGUACCGGCAAUCACGGCUUCCAUACGACGGUUUGGCAAUGUUGGAACUCUGCAAAUAACCAAUGCUCUGGGGGUCGUGGUGAAUGUCCUCCAACUGCUUCCGAGUUUGUGGCUUCAGGUUCUCACAGUCUGUGUGUUUGCGAUCUUCAGGGCAUUUCUCUUCAGCAAUGUGCCGCAAUUCAACGCUCACUACUUCGGCGUCUUGAACAUGGGCAAGAUUCAAGGUGUUUGUUUUCUGUCAGGAGGUCUUGUGAACUUGGUCCAGAACCCGUUGAUCAAUUAUAGCCUACUGACGCUGAACAACUUCAAUCCUAUGCUGGUGCUAUGCAUAGCUGUAACCAUCAUCCCAUCAUGUGCUUGUGCGGCGUUGCAGUUUCGGGAAAGGCGGAAGAUCAGAGAAACCCUCUUAAACUCUCCACCCGGGUCCCCGCCUAUGCCGCGACCACGAGCGCGGAGUGCUUCUUUGGUCUCGAUUGCCGCCAUGGGUGACGGCAUUCGGCGCUCUUCGUCUCUCGGCGUUUUGGCUUCGCCCAUGCACGGGAGCAGCACCUCGCUGCAAGUCAUGAGUCUUUGUCCGAGCAGCUCCGAAGGGGACCUUGCAGACUUCGAUCUGGAUCGACACGGUGUGUCUAUGGUUGAAGAGGACCCACAGAGUCCCACGCGACGAGAAUCGUCCUGCGUGCUUUUCUUCGAUUCUUCGCACCGGCACAGACGGGUUUUCUUUCCGUCCCUUUUGAGGACGCAAAACAUCAUCAAAAUCAGGCCUAAAUCUCCAAUGGGCUGUACGUCCUCGACGUCUAAACCAGGCGUUGCUGGCACUCAGGCAGGGGAAAAACAAAGCCAAGAACUUCGUUUGCUAGAAGAAUAUUCUGUGGGUCUCACCUUGGGCGAGGGGGCUUUUGGAGUCGUCUCAGUAUGCAAGAGACGGUCCACGGGGGAGGAGUUUGCAGUGAAGAUGGUGGACAAGGUUGAAACGCCAGUGGAAGCCAUCCGCAAGGAGGCUGAUAUGCUGGCGAGCAUGGACCACCCAAAUAUUGUCAAGUUUCACGGCGUCUACUAUGAGAGGUGCUUUGUGUGUAUUGUCAUGGACAAGUUGGAUGGCGGCGACCUCGUAGAGGGACUGCAACGCCACCUCAAGGAGCGCGGUCAGAUUAACUGCCUCGACGUGGUUCACGUCGCGUACCAGAUGGCUGCUUCCAUCCACUAUCUCCACCAGAGGAACGUGGCCCACCGGGACGUGAAAGGUGACAACUACCUCAUGGACCGGAAGAACAUGACGGACAAGCAGUGCAAGAUCGUCCUCACGGACUUUGGCACUGCUUGCACCGCCAGCACCACGGAUCGGCUCUCUUCUGGAGUCGGAACGAAAAUCUUCUGGCCCCCAGAGUUCUUCGACCGCGACUAUGGGCAGAAGGUCGAUGUGUGGGCCAUGGGCGUCAUCAUGUACGGUCUCGUUAGCGGCCGGUUCCCUUUCCGAGACGAGAACGACGUCAGGAACAAGGAAGUGCGCAUUCCGAAGCGAGUUCACCCAGUCUGUGAGGAGUUCAUCCGCAAGAUGCUCGAAAAGAACGAGAAGGCUCGGCUGAGCUCCUCGGAGGCGCGCGCGCACCUUAGUAUCCAAAAGCAUCUGCUAAGGUCACCCGACGGUGGUGACAAGCUGGCAGAAGAGGAGGGCGACAAGGAGGCAGAUGGCAUGGCAGAGGCCGGCGUGAACGACGGCAUCAAGGAACGUCGUCAGGAGCUGAUCCUGCGAAUGAACCGGGAAGCCGACAGCCGCAAGGGCAUCGCAACGAAGAAGCAGCUCCAAAACCACAAGCACAAGAAGUUUGUGGUUGCAGACAAGAUCGUACAGGGCGGAAAAGCGUCUUACGAGUGGACGAGCGAGGAUCAGGUUAAGAAGGAGAAGCUCUUGGACUUCGAGAACCUUCAGCCAGCACCAAAGGACGAUCCGAUGGACCUGGCGAUGUUCCGAAAGACCUUGGUGGAGCACAACAUCGACGUCAGCCAGUUCGGCGUCGGCAAG
Molecule: messenger RNA, 2898 nt
Organism: Symbiodinium necroappetens
Lineage: Eukaryota; Dinophyceae; Suessiales; Symbiodiniaceae
Source: the annotation of a GenBank genome assembly